AAAUUUUAAAUUGACACCUGACGUUGACAGCAAAUCAUUUGAAGGUUAUGUUGACAAAAUAAUAAAAUAUUUCAGUAAUUUGAGAAAUGACUGUAGAAAAUUUAGAAAAUGACCAAAUAAUACUAGCAACUGGCGGAUACGACCACACGAUUAAACUAUGGCAGACUCACACGGGUAUUUGCAACAGGACCCUGCAACAUGCUGAAUCGCAAGUUAAUGCUCUGGAAAUCACUCCCGAUAAGCAACUCCUGGCAGCGGGAGGUUACCAGCACAUUCAGAUGUACGAUUUGGCCUCAAAUAACAGUAUCGCAGUAGUCAACUACGAAGGGACUUCGAAAAACGUCACUAGCGUUGGAUUCCAAGAGGACGGUAAAUGGAUGUACUCAGGUGGCGAAGACAGUAGAGCCCGGAUAUGGGACUUGCGGUCGAGAAACAGUCAGUGCCCGAAAAUAUUUGAAGUGCAAGCCCCGAUAAACUGCGUUUGCUUGCAUCCCAACCAAGUGGAGCUGUUCGUCGGCGACCAGAACGGGAUUAUAUAUCGAUGGGAUCUUAGAACUGAUAAUAACGAACAGUUGAUUCCAGAAAACGAUGCGAUGAUCCUGGACGUAGAUAUUUCCCCUGACAGCCAGCUGAUGGCUGCUGUGAACAACAAAGGUAGAUGUUACAUUUGGAGCCUCAUCUCUGGUAGCAUCGACACCCCUACGAAAAUGAUUCCAAAACAGAAGUUCGAUGCUCACAAAAGGCAUGCUCUCAAGUGCAAGUUCAGUCCUGAUUCAAAGUAAGUGGGAAUUCCAAGUAAGUU
Molecule: messenger RNA, 802 nt
Organism: Leptinotarsa decemlineata (Colorado potato beetle)
Lineage: Eukaryota; Metazoa; Arthropoda; Insecta; Coleoptera; Chrysomelidae
Gene: Lst8
Product: MTOR associated protein, LST8
Biological process (GO): TOR signaling; regulation of actin cytoskeleton organization
Cellular component (GO): TORC2 complex; TORC1 complex
Molecular function (GO): protein binding
Source: RefSeq, a predicted model, not a curated record